Dendroctonus ponderosae (mountain pine beetle) is the source of this 705-nucleotide messenger RNA. RefSeq lists its product as uncharacterized. The record is from RefSeq and is a predicted model, not a curated record. The coding region runs from base 72 to 683 and encodes 203 amino acids. The transcript is spliced from 4 exons. Lineage: Eukaryota; Metazoa; Arthropoda; Insecta; Coleoptera; Curculionidae.
CACUAUCAUACAAAUAUUUUCUGUUAAAAAGUUAACAAUAGCCAUUCCAAACUAGAUCAAUAACAGAAGAAAUGCAUUUUUGGGGCAACGUUUUUUACAUCUUCACUUUGUAUGGAUUAAUCGUUGCGGUGUCCAAAGACGAUUGGGAAAAGCUCAGCAGAGAAAAGCGAACUGUGUUAUUACUAUAUGGUCCUUUCGGAAUUAUACAGUUUAUUAUAGGCUUUGGUACCCCGGUUCCUGAUCUUCUCAGACCAUCGACGUCGUUGGGAUAUUUUAUGAGAGGGUUUUAUUCGUUACCGAAAAACGGCAGUGAUUAUACUCAUCCAAAUGUUACGGAAUUGUCCAGGAGUUUGCCGAUAACAAGAUGGGAUAUUUAUCAUUCUUUGGAGAAAGAUUCAGAAAUACGAGGACAUGGAGGUAGACAAUGUGUCCUUCGAGCAAUUUGUGAAGCUGCUGAAUACCCAAUCGAUAAAAAUCAUGGUUUCUUCGAGGAAAUAUUUCAUACAAUAUUUACACCGACUAGUACAAACGAAAAAAUUCGCGAUCACUCCGACAAUGAAUAUCUUGCCGCACAUCAUGAAGGACGAAAAUCUAUGGGGAGCUGCAAGUAUCUUUUUCCUGAUUGUAAACUUACUUUUUUGGAUCUAUUUACACAAUUGCUAACCAGCUUUGAUAACGACUAAUACAUGUUUUGCUACGAAAUAA